This is a messenger RNA of Procambarus clarkii (red swamp crayfish), 1542 nucleotides long. NCBI's taxonomy places the organism in Eukaryota, Metazoa, Arthropoda, Malacostraca, Decapoda, Cambaridae. The record is from RefSeq and is a predicted model, not a curated record.
AUGCACUUUUCCAGUGAUGGAUUCCAGUGCAGAGACGUGGCGGGGGAAAGAGACGUGGCGGGGGAAAGAGACGUGGCGGGGGAAAGAGACGUGGCGGGGGAAAGAGACGUGGCGGGGGGAAAGAGACGUGGCGGGGGAAAGAGACGUGGCGGGGGAAAGAGACGUGGCGGGGGAAAGAGACGUGGCGGGGGAAAGAGACGUGGCGGGGGAAAGAGACGUGGCGGGGGAAAGAGACGUGGCGGGGGAAAGAGACGUGGCGGGGGAAAGAGACGUGGCGGGGGGGAAAGAGACGUGGCGGGGGAAAGAGACGUGGCGGGGGAAAGAGACGUGGCGGGGGAAAGAGACGUGGCGGGGGAAAGAGACGUGGCGGGGGAAAGAGACGUGGCGGGGGAAAGAGACGUGGCGGGGGAAAGAGACGUGGCGGGGGAAAGAGACGUGGCGGGGGAAAGAGACGUGGCGGGGGAAAGAGACGUGGCGGGGGAAAGAGACGUGGCGGGGGAAAGAGAGACGUGGCGGGGGAAAGAGACGUGGCGGGGGAAAGAGACGUGGCGGGGGGAAAGAGACGUGGCGGGGGAAAGAGACGUGGCGGGGGAAAGAGACGUGGCGGGGGAAAGAGACGUGGCGGGGGAAAGAGACGUGGCGGGGGGGGAAGAGACGUGGCGGGGAAAGAGACGUGGCGGGGGAAAGAGAAAGAGAGACGUGGCGGGGGAAAGAGACGUGGCGGGGGAAAGAGACGUGGCGGGGGAAAGAGACGUGGCGGGGGAAAGAGACGUGGCGGGGGAAAAGAGACGUGGCGGGGGAAAGAGACGUGGCGGGGGAAAGAGACGUGGCGGGGGGAAAGAGACGAGGCGGGGGGAAAGAGACGAGGGGGGGGGAAGAGACGAGGCGGGGGGAAAGAGACGAGGCGGGGGAAAGAGACGAGGCGGGGGAAAGAGACGAGGCGGGGGAAAGAGACGAGGCGGGGGAGAAGAGACGAGGCGGGGGAAAGAGACGAGGCGGGGGAAAGAGACGAGGCGGGGGGAAAGAGACGUGGCGGGGGAAAGAGACGAGGCGGGGGGAAAGAGACGAGGCGGGGGAAAGAGACGAGGCGGGGGAAAGAGACGAGGCGGGGGAAAGAGACGAGGCGGGGGAAAGAGACGAGGCGGGGGAAAGAGACGAGGCGGGGGAAAGAGACGAGGCGGGGGAAAGAGACGAGGCGGGGGAAAGAGACGAGGCGGGGGAAAGAGACGAGGCGGGGGAAAGAGACGAGGCGGGGGAAAGAGACGAGGCGGGGAAAGAGACGAGGCGGGGAAAAGAGACGAGGCGGGGGGGAAAGAGACGAGGCGGGGGAAAGAGACGUGGCGGGGGAAAGAGACGUGGCGGGGGAAAGAGACGAGGCGGGGGAAAGAGACGAGGCGGGGAAAGAGACGUGGCGGGGGAAAGAGACGUGACGGGGGAAAAGAGACGAGGCGGGGAAAGAGACGUGGCGGGGGGAAAGAGACGUGGCGGGGGAAAGAGACGUGGCGGGGGAAAAUAUUGGCGGGAAGAGAACAUGAAGUGUGA